Messenger RNA from Drosophila montana, 2934 nucleotides. It is a transcript of the gene Pdfr, whose product is annotated as Pigment-dispersing factor receptor. The record is from RefSeq and is a predicted model, not a curated record. Gene Ontology annotation, cellular component: plasma membrane. The transcript is spliced from 10 exons. Bases 293 to 2353 code for a protein of 686 amino acids. Gene Ontology annotation, biological process: cell surface receptor signaling pathway; adenylate cyclase-modulating G protein-coupled receptor signaling pathway. Gene Ontology annotation, molecular function: G protein-coupled peptide receptor activity. NCBI's taxonomy places the organism in Eukaryota, Metazoa, Arthropoda, Insecta, Diptera, Drosophilidae.
UUAUAACAUUGCCCCAGAAAUGUUGAAGCAAUGUUAUGGCUACUAUUUGUUAAAUACAAAUCGAGAGAUAAACAUCGUUUAGCCCUGAAAAACGCCAAAGCAUUUGCGAGCAAUUCGAAAACGGCCAAAAAAAAUAUCAAAUAAAAUACCAAUUUUGAAACGUGAGCAACUAUAACGGCAGCUGAGGAUAUAUGAUGCAGCUGCCUGGCAUUUACGAGACUGGCAGCAUACAACCCACCAUCAUUACUGGCAUCCAGUCUCGCUCUUAAGGCGGUCACCAGACGUAAGGCUCAUGCCGACAGCGGCACCUUCGAUCAACCGGACAGUCAGCACGCACCACAGCACCACAAUGACAUCGACAUCGACAACAUAUGGCGCCACAUCGACGACACAAGCAGCGCUGACUAGCUUUGAGCCAACGGCCGUGACAGCUGCCGGCAUGGAUGUGGCCAUGGCCGGAACGGAGCCUAUAUUCAGCACCAGCAUCCCGACAUUCUGGAACUCAUCAAUUGACACCGCAUCGGCCAACAGCUAUGACAGCUGCUCGGCUAUGUUUGCCAACUACACCCAACCGACGGCAGUCAUCUAUUGCAACUGGACCUGGGACUCGCUCCUGUGCUGGCCACCAACUCCGGCCGGCGCCACCACCCACAUGCAUUGCCCCGCCGGCUAUCAUGGCGUCGAUACGCGCAAGUUUGCCAAUCGGAAGUGCGAGCUGGAUGGUCAUUGGGCUGGCCGACCCAAUUCGACUGUACAAAAGCCCUCCGGCUGGACCGACUAUGGACCCUGCUACAAGCCGGAGGUGAUACGGCUGAUGCAGGAAAUCAAGGAUGUUAACCUCUACAUGGACAUAGCUCAACGUACACGCACCCUGGAAAUCAUUGGACUAUGCCUGUCCCUGUUCGCCCUGAUCAUAUCUUUGAUGAUCUUUUGCGCCUUUCGAUCGCUGCGCAACAAUCGCACCAAAAUACACAAGAAUCUGUUCGUUGCCAUGGUCUUGCAGGUGAUUGUGCGACUGACCCUCUACCUAGAUCAGUUUCGGCGUGGCAAAUCGGACUCGGCCAACAACACAAGUCUAUCGGUUAUUGAGAAUACGCCCUACCUAUGCGAGGCAUCGUACGUGCUGCUGGAAUACGCACGUACCGCCAUGUUCAUGUGGAUGUUCAUUGAGGGUCUCUACUUGCAUAAUAUGAUCACCGUCGCGGUAUUCCAGGGUAACUUUCCGCUCGUAUUCUUCUCGCUGCUCGGCUGGGGCAUGCCCGUGCUGAUGACCUUCGUCUGGGUUCAGUGCACGGCAAUAUUUAUGGACACCUCGCUGGGCGAUUGCCUCUGGAACUACAAUCUGACGCCCUACUACUGGAUCCUGGAGGGGCCACGUCUCACCGUUAUCAUGCUGAACUUCUUCUUCCUGGUGAACAUCAUACGGGUGCUGGUCGUCAAGCUACGCCAGAGCCAGGCCAGCGAAAUCGAGCAGACGCGCAAGGCCGUCCGGGCUGCAAUCGUUCUACUCCCACUGUUGGGCAUUACCAACCUAUUGCAUCUGGUGCCGGCUCUGAAGACCGCUUGGAAAUUCGCCAUCUGGAGCUAUGUGACCCACUUUCUGACAUCCUUUCAGGGCUUCUUCAUAGCGCUCAUCUAUUGUUUCCUCAACGGCGAGGUGCGCGCUGUCAUGCUGAAGAGCAUCGCCGUGUGGUUGUCUGUGCGUGGCCAUCCGGAAUGGGCACCCAAGCGCCCCUCCAUGUAUUCGGGCGCCUACAAUACCGCACCUGACACCGAUCCACAGCUGAAACCAGGCGACCCACAACGAACCGGCAAGCGGCUAUCGCAGUCCACAAAGCGUUUGAAUUCACGCAAGGCCAGCAGCGUGACCAUUGUCAUUAACACCGAGCCGCAGAUCCACAGAUAUAUACCGAGGCGCAGCAACAACAACAGGGCCUCCACUGGCAGUCUACGUGUCCGCGGCAUAAUGAAGGCCAAGGAGGAGCCGGCCAGCGGCUCGGACGUGGGCCAGCGCAUACGGAGCACGGAUGAGGAGGCAUCGACAACUGGCCGCAACAACAACAACUGGAUGUUCAGACUGUGCUUUCGCGGCCAAAAGAACAAAUGUGUGAUUCCUAACGCUCAAGUGUCUCAGCAGAUAUUUAUAACGUCACAGUUGCCAACGACCACAGAUAUCGCGAAACCUACGACAACAACAACAACAACAGCAGUACUAGCAGCAGCAACAACACCAGCAACUGCAGUCGCAGCCGCAACAACAACAAGCAGAAUAGCCGCAGCCGCAGCCGCCGCCGCCGCCGCAUCAGCAGCAGCAGCAGCGGCAAUUUUACAAAAAACAACAGCAAACGCCUAAAGCUUAACGCGAGCACCUCUCGCUCAAACACGCUCUAUCUCUCUCUCUCUCACACACUCCCUCUCUCCUUCUGCGUCUGCCUCUGCCUCUGCCUCUGCCACUAUCUCUCUCUUUGUCGCUCCCUCUACUGCGCUCUCUUUCUCUCUUUGUGUAUGGCUUAGCUUAGCUUUUAAGCGCGACGCUGUACUAAAAAAAAACUAAACUUAUGUAACUGAAAUGUGUGCACUUUUACAAAUAGAUAAAUACGAUUUUUUUUUAUAUAUAUAUAUAUAUACAUAUAUAUAUACAUACACACACAUAUAGCUGGAAAAUGCAGCGUUAUAUUAAUCCCAAAAUUGAAAUGAAAAGCCGUUAAAAGCGAAUUGAAUGCGAUUCGAGGCGUCGGGUUUUUUUUUUCUCUAAAUGUAUAUGUGUAUGUGGAGUGUUAAUGUUAAAGAGAAAACAAUUUUUUUUUUUUAAAUAUAUACGUAAUCUAAGUCGUCAAAGUACUAAAUAUAUAUAUAUAUAUCUAUAUACACAUACAUACAUAUACAUGUUCUUCAUAUACAAGAAAUAUAGCUACAUAUUUAUAUAUAUACAUA